UGUCCGCGGCCGGAAGAGCCUGCUGGGUCCACGCAGCGCAGCCACCAUCGCCGCCAUGGUCCGGGGACCUCAGGCGGUCAGGGCUGCCCUUCGCACUGCCUGAGCGUCCGCGCCUCGGGGUCGGACCUGUGCGCAGCCUUGACGAGAUGCUGUUGGCUGCUGUCUCGUUGGGUCUCCUGUUGCUGGCCUUCCUCCUGCUCCUGCGACACCUAGGCUGGGGCUUGGUGGCUAUUUGUUGGUUUGAGUUCGUGCAGCAGCCAGUCCACAACCUGCUCAUGGGUGGCACAAAGGAGCAGCGGAUCCUGCGCCAUGUGCAGCAACACGCAAAGCCUGGAGACCCCCAGAGCGUCCUGGAGGCCAUUGACACCUACUGCUCACAGAAGGAGUGGGCCAUGAACGUGGGUGACGCAAAAGGCCAAAUCAUGGAUGCAGUGAUUCGGGAGUACAGGCCCUCGCUGGUGCUGGAGCUAGGAGCUUACUGUGGCUACUCAGCAGUGCGAAUGGCCCGCCUGCUGCCACCUGGAGCCAGGCUUCUCACCAUGGAGAUUAACCCUGACUACGCUGCCAUCACCCAGCAAAUGCUGGACUUCGCAGGCCUACAGGACAAAGUUACCAUCCUCAUCGGGGCAUCCCAGGACCUUAUCCCCCAGCUGAAGAAGAAGUACGAUGUGGACACGUUAGACAUGGUCUUUCUUGACCACUGGAAAGACCGCUACCUUCCAGACACACUUCUCCUGGAGGAAUGUGGCCUGCUGCGCAAGGGGACGGUGCUCCUAGCUGACAAUGUUAUUGUCCCGGGAACCCCUGACUUCCUGGCGUAUGUGAGGGGGAGCAGCAGCUUCGAGUGCACACACUACAGCUCAUACCUGGAGUACAUGAAAGUGGUGGACGGCCUGGAGAAGGCAGUCUACCAGGGUCCAAGCAGCAGCCCUGUGAAGUCCUGACCACGCAGCCUGACGAGCUUCCCUCCCAGCUCCCUUCUGCACGAUGACACACACUCACUCUGACCCCCUCAAUGCUUCUGGGGCCUGUCCUCAGGGGCUGUGGCUCCAGAUUGUCACACACUGGCACAUUAAAGGUAGUGAGCUCACCAUGCAAACCACUACAAUAACCCUGGAAAGCACCUGUGCAUCAAAGGCUGCAUUGAGGCCAGAGAUGCAGUAGAUCACAGUGCAUGCCUGGCACGCAAAAGCCCUCAAGGUGAAUCCUCUGCACCCAAGAACAAAAAGGGAGAUUUAAAAAAAAAAAAAAAUCAAAGCAGGUGUCAUCCUGAUGGCCUCACUAACUGGAAGAGGAGAUUUUUUUACAAGGUUUCAGUGUGGGAUCCCUAGGCACUGCCAUCACUCAGCAAGAAGUCAGGAAACUGAACAUAUCCAGAUACCAUUCGGCUGUCACCAAUGGCAGCAACGACUCAGACGGUACUGUCACCAGCAACUCAUACCACAUUUCAUCUUAAGAAUGAGUCACAAACUUUUCAGGUAUGAUGGUGCAUGCCUUUAAUCCCAGAAUCCAGGAGGCAGAGGCAGAUGGAUCUGAGUUCUGUGCCAGCCUGGUCUACACAGUGAGUUCCAGGACAGCCAGGGCUACAUAGAAAUACUUUGAAAAAAAAAAAAAGUCAUAACCUCUUUUAUAUUAUAAAAGAAAUUAAAGAUCUAAAUAUUUGGAUAUAA
Messenger RNA from Mus caroli (Ryukyu mouse), 1670 nucleotides. RefSeq names its product catechol-O-methyltransferase (gene Comt). NCBI's taxonomy places the organism in Eukaryota, Metazoa, Chordata, Mammalia, Rodentia, Muridae. Gene Ontology annotation, molecular function: catechol O-methyltransferase activity; magnesium ion binding. Gene Ontology annotation, cellular component: axon; membrane; dendrite. Gene Ontology annotation, biological process: catecholamine catabolic process; dopamine metabolic process; developmental process. The record is from RefSeq and is a predicted model, not a curated record.